AUGUCGUUCUAUGCUGAUUCUGAAGCACCUAUUGUGCAAUUGAGUGCUAAACCUCACUUCGAUGCUCUGACUGCAAAGGCAUACGCUCAUUACAUGUCAAAAGCUUCUCAUUGGGGUUCUCGUGCUGUUUUGAGGUCUGUUUCUCCUGAGAGCAAUUCAAUUUAUGAUGUUAUUCUUGGAAUUCAUUCCAAAUUGGGGUCUCCUGACACACAAGAAACUUAUACUGAAAAGUUGAAGGAUGUUUUCACUCCUGAAAAAACAUUGUGGUAUUUGGAAUAUGCUUCUCAAUUUUUAUCUAAUUUGGGUAACUACAAGCUGUUUGGUGAUAAGAAGUUUAUACCUAAGUUGCCUCACUCUGAAUUUGACAAGUUGGCUCUCUUUGUAUUUUCGGAAGAUUCUGAACUUCUUGCUAAGUACAAGAGUAUCAGUAAUGCUAUCUAUUCAACUGAUAAACCUUUACUCGGCUGGCCAGAAAAGAAUCAAGUGUCAGCUUAUUAUCCUGAAAGCGCAUCUAUUUUAGAAGAUGAAGUUGUUGAUGUCAAUAGUGCUUUAAUGUCCAAGGGUAUAAUGCCAGAAAAUACCAGAGUUGAAAAGGUUUCUCCCACGGACUUUAUUGUGCAUGUUGCCUCAGCGGAAGCUACAAACAAAACUGGUUAUUACCCUGAUACUAUUACUACCUCUAAGGGUGCCAAGAUUGAAUUCAAAUUUGGUGAUCAUGCUCCAGAAUUCAUUCAAAUAGUUGAAAACCUUAAGAAAGCCCGUGAUUCUGCUUCCAAUGAUACCCAAAGAAAAAUGUUGGAUAAUUAUAUUGAAUCAUUUGCUACCGGAUCAAUGAAUGCGCACAAGGAAUCUCAAAAACAAUGGGUUAAGGAUUUAAAACCAGCAGUUGAAACCAAUAUUGGAUUCAUUGAAACUUACAGAGAUCCCAGUGGUGUUCGUGGUGAAUGGGAAGGACUCGUUGCUAUGGUUAAUCAUGAAAGAACUGCAAAAUUCUCAUCAUUGGUUGAAAAUGCUACCACUUUGAUUAAAUAUUUACCAUGGGAUAAGCUUUAUGAAAAGGAUACUUUCACUCCACCAGAUUUCACUUCUUUAGAAGUAUUGACCUUUGCUGGUUCAGGUAUUCCAGCUGGUAUUAACAUUCCAAACUAUGAUGAUGUUAGACUCAAUGUUGGAUUUAAAAAUGUAUCUCUUGGCAAUGUUUUAUCAGCGAACCCCAAAAAGCCCAAGAAGCAAGAAGUGAUAACAUUUUUGGAAGAAGGAUUGCAAGAAUUGUUCCGUAAAUGGAGGGAUGAUGCUUUUGAAGUACAAGUUGGUUUACAUGAAUUGUUAGGUCAUGGAACUGGUAAGUUAUUACAAGAAACUAGUCCUGGUGUAUUUAACUUUGACAAGGAAGGACACCCUGAAAUUGUCAAUUACUACAAACCAAGUCAAACUUGGGGCUCGCUUUUUGGAUUAACUUCUGGUUCUUUUGAAGAAUGUAGAGCCGAAUUGGUUGCUCUUUAUCUUAUUUUGAAGAAACCAUUAGAAGUAUUGCCAAUUUUUGGCAUAAAUGAUGCCCAAGAGCAAGAUGACGUGAUGUACAUUGCUACAGUAUUAAUGUGUAGAGCUGGCUUGUUGGCAUUAGAAUUUUGGGAUCCAGAAUCAAAGAAAUGGGGUCAACCUCACAUGCAAGCACGUUUUGGUAUUUUCAAGACACUUUUCAAAGCUGGCGUUGCUUCAUUGAAAUACACGGAUAAUGAGACUUUCUCUGAUUUGUUAAUGGUUGUUGAUAAGCUGAAGUUGACCACAGCUGGUGUUGAGGCUUUGGGUGACUUUUUGUUAAAUUUACAUGUUUUCAAAGCCACAGGGAAUGUCAUUGAAGGGGUUGCAUAUUACACCGAUAUUACAGAAGUUACACCUGAAUUUUCCCGUUUCCGUGACGUUGUACUUGCUAAGAAAUUACCUAGAAGACAAUUGAUCCAAGGGAAUACUUUCUUGGGUGAAAAUGGAGAAUUUUUUGUCAAGGAAUAUGAAGAAACUGAAGUCGGCAUGAUUCAAUCUUUUGCAGACCGGGAGAUAUAA
Messenger RNA from Lizanozyma spartinae, 2061 nucleotides. Its product is annotated as dipeptidyl-peptidase III. Gene Ontology annotation, cellular component: cytoplasm. NCBI's taxonomy places the organism in Eukaryota, Fungi, Ascomycota, Pichiomycetes, Serinales, Debaryomycetaceae. Bases 1 to 2061 code for a protein of 686 amino acids. The transcript has a single exon. Gene Ontology annotation, molecular function: dipeptidyl-peptidase activity; metalloexopeptidase activity. Gene Ontology annotation, biological process: proteolysis. The record is from RefSeq and is a predicted model, not a curated record.